Alosa alosa (allis shad) is the source of this 4039-nucleotide messenger RNA. Its product is annotated as lysyl oxidase homolog 4-like. The transcript has 14 exons. Gene Ontology annotation, cellular component: membrane. NCBI's taxonomy places the organism in Eukaryota, Metazoa, Chordata, Actinopteri, Clupeiformes, Clupeidae. The record is from RefSeq and is a predicted model, not a curated record. Bases 11 to 2719 code for a protein of 902 amino acids. Gene Ontology annotation, molecular function: copper ion binding; protein-lysine 6-oxidase activity. Gene Ontology annotation, biological process: peptidyl-lysine oxidation.
GCCUCCACUGAUGGAGAUGAUGCUGGGCUAUUUCCUGACCUUGAACCUCCUCCUCUUCCCCUAUGGUCAUGGAGCCCCUCCAGGUUUUCGUGUGCGUCUUGCAGGCAAUGGCUCCAGUUCCACCCAGGGCCGAGUGGAAGUGUUCUACAACAAUAUGUGGGGAACAGUGUGUGAUGAUGAGGUCAACAUAAACCUGGCAAAUGUAGUAUGCCGGGAGUUGGGCUUUCUGCAGGGCCUUACCUGGGCCCACAGUGCUAAAUUUGGGCAAGGACAAGGCCAAAUCUGGUUGGACAACGUUCUCUGCUCAGGCACUGAGAGCUCACUGGCAGACUGCCACUCAAAUGGCUGGGGCAUCAAUGACUGUUCCCAUGCUGAAGAUUUAGGUGUUGUGUGUAGCCCGGAGCAGGGGCGAACUUUCAUCCAGCCCUCAGAAGCUGCAGUCCAUCCUCCCUCCCCCUCACUCCAGUCACCCCGCUCCCCUCAGAUCUCCAACAUCCCAGAGCCCCCCCGGAGGAGGGGUCAUGAGAUUGCAAUUCAUAGGUCUGGCUCCCGCCAGGGUCCCAAUCAAAGGCAUGGCCAUCAAAUCCAACUGCGCCCCUUCAAUCAUGAUCGGCGCCGCAACCAAGAGCCUUCACUGCCCCAAGGCCACCAGAUACCAAACCGCCUUCGCAAUGUGGGAGCCUAUAGGCAGGCACCUGAUAGCGAGUCAAGCCCUGGACUCCAAGUGGGGUCUCACAGUUCACCCACCUCACAGACAAUAAAUCAGACUCCUAAUACAGAUGUCUAUCGAAGACCACCACCUGCUCCAGAGACACCCACCUAUGAGGGUCCACAAUCAGCGCCCAGGCAGAUGGCCCAGCAUGCCAACUUGCAGGAGAACAACCUUAACUUUGAUUUCACUGACCAGCACAACCAGGGCUCCACCAGGGUGAAUCUUGAUGAGGCUCGCCUGCGGCCUGUGCUGACAAGUACCAGGAAACCCACCGUAGUAACAGAGGGUGUGGUGGAGGUGAAGCUGGAUGGGAGGUGGCGCCAUGUGUGUAGUCUGGGUUGGAAUUUAAGAAGUAGCCAGGUGGCAUGUGGCAUGCUGGGAUUUCCUGCAGCAGAACAGCCCGAUGAGCCAACAUACAGGAAAUUGUGGGACACUAAGAUAGCAGACCCCUCUACGAGACUGAGUGUAAUGGUCACUAAGAAGGGCUACUGGGUGGAGGAGGUGCAGUGUCUAGGUACAGAGCCAUCAGUGACUGACUGUCGGACUCGGCUGUCUGUCCCUCAUAAUGAUGUGCCUUGUGUUGGUGGCAUGCCAGCAGUAGUACGAUGCGUACCAGGGUCUCAAUUUUCCCGAGCUGCUGGCAGGACAAUAUCUCGACCUGCAACAAAGCCAGAGGUGCGCCUGAAGGCAGGACCACGACUGGGCGAAGGGCGAGUGGAGGUGCUCCGGGAGGGAAAAUGGGGGACUGUGUGUGACCACAUGUGGGACAUCACAGCUGCAAGCGUUGUCUGUAGGGAGUUGGGCUUUGGCACAGCUAAGGAGGCCCUUAAAGGAGCCCAAAUGGGUCAAGGGACCGGUCCUAUUCACAUGAACAUGGUACAGUGCACUGGCAGAGAAACCUCCAUCAAACAGUGUCAACAUCGUGAGGUCCCUCUCAGGAGCUGCAAACACAACCAGGAUGUCUCAGUUCGCUGUCAUGUCCCAAGCAUGGGCCUAGAGACCAAAGUGAGGUUGGCUGGUGGCCGGGACCUGGCAGAGGGCCGUGUGGAGGUUCUGAUAGAAGUGGGUGAGACUCAACGUUGGGGAGCUGUUUGCAGUGAGAACUGGGGGAUCCGUGAGGCCAUGGUGCUGUGCAGACAGCUGGGCUAUGGCUUUGCCUCUAGAGCCCAUCAGGAAACUUGGUACUGGCCUGGCAACCAAAAUGCUGGGGAAAUGAUCUUAAGCGGUACACACUGUAUUGGCACAGAGAUGUCCCUUCAGCAGUGUCGCAGAAAUUCACAUGUGUACUGUCCUAGUGGCAAAGCAGCUGGGGUCACCUGUGCAGAGACUGCCCCUGACCUGGUGGUUGAUGCUCAGCUGGUGCAAGAGUCAGCAUAUCUUGAGGAUCGCCCCCUGCACCUCCUCACCUGCGCACAUGAGGAGAACUGUCUGUCCUCCUCUGCUGCCCGAAUGCACUGGCCAUAUGGGCACAGGCGACUACUGCGCUUCUCCUCACGCAUCAUGAACCUGGGCCGUGCAGAUUUCAUGCCCCGUGCCCCACGAGAGUCCUGGGUAUGGCAUCAGUGUCACAGGCACUAUCACAGCAUUGAAGUGUUUACACAUUAUGACCUUCUGACCCUAAAUGGUACAAGGGUUGCUGAGGGCCAUAAGGCAAGCUUCUGUCUGGAGGACACCUACUGCCCUGAUGGCCUACAUAAGCGCUUCUCCUGCUACAACAUGGGAGAACAGGGGAUCACUGUGGGCUGCUGGGAUACCUACCGCCAUGACAUUGAUUGCCAGUGGGUUGACAUCACCGACAUCAGACCAGGAGACUACGUACUCCAGGUGGAAGUUAACCCCUCCCUUGACAUGGCAGAAUCAGACUUUCAGAAUAAUGUGAUGCGUUGCCGAUGCAGAUAUGAUGGUGCCAGGGUCUUCAUGUACAGCUGUCAUGCAGGGGAUGCUUACAGUGCUGAAGUGGAGGACCUGUUUGAGCACCAACAGCAGAUCACCAACAACUUCCUAUAAACAACAUAAGUGUAGGCCUACGAGGUGACAGAACAGGGAGUAAUGAUGCAUCAACUGGAGAGAGGAUCGAAGUUAGACAGGCUUGAAUUGAUAACAAUUACAAAAACUCACUUGUUCAAUAAAUAAACAUUACCCUGCUCUCUGAGACAAUGAGAAAGAGAGGCACACUGAAAAUAAAUAUGUGGAAAAAAGAGUGAGCAUUAACUAAAUCAGUCUGUAUUCUGAGAUUACACUUAUCUUGGAAUAAUAAUCAGGUGGAACUCAUCACAUGUUGGGAAUCAUCAUUUCUAUGAAGCUUAUUGAAUCAUAGGGAGGGUUUUAAAUAAAAGCCUGCUUUCUAUUUCUUCUUAGUUUAUUCUUUUCCCAACUUGUAAUCAUCUGCUUAAAAUUAUUAACAACAAGGUACAAAAACUUCCACGGUAUACUGAUAAGCUCUUUUUAGACACACAGUUUUGACAAUGGUUCCAACUAGAAAGCUUACAGCAUUACAUUUCUGCUUUUAAAGUGUGUGUGUGGGGGCUGUGUGUGUGUGCGUGUGUGUUUGUGUGUGUAUGUCUAUCUCUCUCUCUUUCUCUCUCUCUGUCCAGUAUUGGGAAGUAACAGAAUACAUGUAACAGGAUUACGUAUUUAAAAUUCAAAAUAUGAGUAACUGUAUUUAUAUCUUAUAUUUAUAACAUGUAGGCCAAGGCUUUUCCAAUUCAAAUAAUAUUAUGGGUUUUAACCACACCAUAUCGUCUAUAUGAACCUUUCUCCUUCCCUCUCUGUUUAUAUUAUUAGCCUAAAUGAAAAACCUCUCAGGGAAUGUAGAAUGUAAAAUGAGUUUUGUUGUAGGCCAAUUGGGCCUACAUGUAUACCCAGCCAGCAUGUUUUAGGCCAGUGUAGGUUAAUGUUUCUUGACAGUGUUCUGCAUGCAACUCCCCUUGUGCUGUUGAAAUUAUUAUUUUUUUUUAAAUCUGUGUAUACUUUGUUUGGGAUUUGGUAGCCUUUUAGCCUAUGUGCAGACAAAACAUUUCUGUUGUACGUUCUUUGACACAAUGACCUUAAGUAUUUCUUGGCACAGUAGGCCAUAUAUCAAUCCAUCCUUAAUGUAAAACAGGUUGUGGGUUGUAGUUGAAAUUAGCUAUGGGUCUUACAGUUAUGUGAGGUUAUUUGAAGUUGUUUCAUCCAUCGCUAAUAAAGUGUAAUACAAUGCUGAUGUGAUCCAAAGUCAAAUACCUUACUCACUUUCAGUAAUCUGUCAGAAUACGUUGCAAAAUACAUUUUAGGGCAUGUAUUCUGUAAGUGGAACGUAUGUGUGGAAUACAAACCUUCCCAACACUG